AUGUCGCCUCGAUGACGUAAUAACAAACAUGGCGGCGCUCGGAACAGCACGGUGUUUGUUGUUUCGGAGCUACUGUCGGGUGAAAAAUGUCCAAAAGAGCAAACAAAUGUUGGUCAGAUGUAGCGUCAGGACGCUCUGUAGCGGGACACAAGAUACAGCCCUCUCAGAAAAAGCAAAGCCCCAGUUCACAGAUCCAGCUGUGCAGGACAUCCUCACCAGGAUAACAGGCCUGGACCUGCAGAAAGUCUUCCGACCCAUUAAACAGGAGCUGAAGCCGCCCACAUAUAAACUCAUGACUGAUGAGCAACUGGAGCAGGCGGUCGAGUUGGCCUCAGAGCAGGCUAAGAAGCUGCUGCAGAUGCCCCCCGUCCUGUCGGAGAGGAAGCCCAUCAGCGAUGUGCUGUCUGAGGACAAGAUCCUGGACGGCAUGGACACAGCCAAAUACGUCUUCACAGACAUCACCUAUAACAUCCCACACAGGGAGAGGUUCGUCGUUGUACGGGAGCCCGACGGGGUCCUCAGGAAGGCAACAUGGGAGGAGAGAGACCGGCUAAUUCAGGUCUACUUCCCCAAAGACGGACGCAAACUCACAGCACAUCUCACCUUCAAGGAGGAGAACCUCAAGAUGGUGUUUUCCCAGGACCGCCACGAGGAUGUGUUGGACCUGUGUCUGGUCCAAUUUGAACCAGACUCCUCAGAUUACAUCAGGGUACAUGCUGCCACCUAUGAGGACGUGGAAAAGCACGGCAAAUACGAGCUGCUGCGCUCCACCAGACAUUUUGGAGGCUUGGCGUGGUACCUGCUCAACGCUCGCAGGGCGGACGGGCUCAUAGUGGACACGCUGAAGAGAGAACUGCUCCAGGAUGCGGUGAGUCUGGUGUCUCUGUUCCACAUGGUGCACCCCCACAGCGAGUCAGCUCAGGAAGCUGCCAGCCAGCAGGCCACUGGCACCGACCUGCUUAAGAUCUAUGCCCAGAAAGAGUCCCAGAGGUCGGGCUACAUCGAGCUGGCCCUGCAGGCGUACGAACAGAUGGCUGCUAAGAGCUCUGCUGCCUGACGCGCCCAUUCCUAAAUAGAAAUAUAUAAAUUUAUCCACAAUGAGGAAUGGAUGGUGCCCAUAACCAGAGGAACGGACUGAAAAUAGCCUCCCGUGUGUAAAUACAAUACAAAGAGGGUCGAAGAGUGACGUGCUUCUUGACUGAAAGGAAAGCUACACACUUCACAGCCAUCGACUUGAAGAUACAUAAUGUUAGUCAUUUAUCUAUGGAGAGAAUUUGUAGCUCUUAUUGUCUAAAUGUGUAUUUCAUUUGGACCUCUGAGUCAAACCUGAUGUGUUACAUAACAAAAUAAAGAUCUUUGUACUUAUGUGA
This is a messenger RNA of Sebastes umbrosus (honeycomb rockfish), 1370 nucleotides long. It is a transcript of the gene mrps22, whose product is annotated as mitochondrial ribosomal protein S22. Gene Ontology annotation, molecular function: structural constituent of ribosome. The transcript is spliced from 8 exons. The record is from RefSeq and is a predicted model, not a curated record. Bases 29 to 1057 code for a protein of 342 amino acids. NCBI's taxonomy places the organism in Eukaryota, Metazoa, Chordata, Actinopteri, Perciformes, Sebastidae. Gene Ontology annotation, cellular component: mitochondrial small ribosomal subunit.